Molecule: messenger RNA, 2626 nt
Organism: Microtus ochrogaster (prairie vole)
Lineage: Eukaryota; Metazoa; Chordata; Mammalia; Rodentia; Cricetidae
Gene: Rbpms
Product: RNA binding protein, mRNA processing factor
Molecular function (GO): RNA binding
Source: RefSeq, a predicted model, not a curated record
GAGGGGAAGGGGAGGAGGGUGGAAGGCGAGAGAAAGCGCGCUGCGUGCGGCCCCGCUGCCCAGAGCCUGCCAGCAGCGCGCCCUCGGCGGCUCCGGUCCCAACCGCGCCCGCCGCCUCGCUCAUCCUCCGCCUCGGCCCCGUCCCGACUCCAGGGCUCGCCCGGCCUCUCGGAGGUCCCCACCAGCCCCGGCUCCCCACUGCGCCGCCCGGCUCCAGCCCCGCAGCUCGCUCGCUCGACCGCCCGGGGGAAGGUAGCAAGCAAGCGGGCGAGCGCGCCCUCGCCUCAGCCCCGCGCCCCAGCCCCGCGCGGCGACGAAGGACCGGGAAGAUGAACGGCGGAGGCAAAGCCGAGAAGGAGAACACCCCGAGCGAGGCCAACCUUCAGGAGGAGGAGGUCCGGACCCUAUUUGUCAGUGGUUUGCCCUUGGACAUCAAACCCCGGGAGCUCUACCUGCUCUUCAGACCAUUCAAGGGCUAUGAGGGUUCUCUUAUAAAACUCACAUCUAAACAGCCUGUAGGUUUUGUCAGUUUCGACAGUCGCUCAGAAGCAGAGGCUGCAAAGAACGCUUUGAACGGCAUCCGCUUCGAUCCUGAAAUCCCGCAAACACUACGACUAGAGUUUGCUAAGGCAAACACGAAGAUGGCCAAGAACAAACUCGUAGGGACUCCGAACCCCAGUACUCCAUUGCCCAACACUGUACCUCAGUUCAUUGCCAGAGAGCCAUAUGCGCUGGCUCCCUCCCUCCGAGGCUACUUCUCAGGGUUGGAAGUCCCGACAGUUCUGCUGAAGGCUGUGUUUGAAAACGCCUUGCCCAGUUUUGAUCCCUUCAAGACUUUGCCACAGCCUCUAUCACACAUCUGUUUUCCUCAAAGAAAAAAAAAUAUAUAAUAAAAUGUGUUUUACUCUUUUACACUGUAUAAUUUUAAGAAAUACGUGUUAUUUGUGAAUGCAUGGUCUGACGUUUCUGUACAGUUUGGAGACAUACUCAGGUGGAACACAGACAACAGUAAAGCCAAGAUAGCUAGUAUUUUCUAGCAAGCAUUUAUGAAUGGAGGGAGGAGUUCUUACACUAGGUUAGAUCACUUUUGCACUUGAUUUCUGAAUGCUUUUUAAUGACAUCUAUCUUGUUUUUCUUCUAAAAUAAGCUGCAUGUUUGAGGCAUGUCUCUGAAUAGCAUUGAAAUUUCCACAAUUGUGUUGUGAAUGUGUGGACUCCAUCUGCCUGGCCCCGAGUCAGGGCACGUUAGUGACAUGGUGUAGAAGUGAGCUCUACAAGACAAAGCCCCAGGAGCAUCUCUCACCACAGUGUUCACAGCUGGGCAGGAAUUACUACUUAGGUAAUGUCUCCCGAGCACAGCAUACCAUCUGAAACCCAUGGCAGCUAUGGCUGCAACAAUACAAACUGUGCCAAGUGAGGUAUUGCCAUUUUAUACUUGUAUUAUAUUGUUACCAUUUAUGAUAGCACCCUCAGAGUGUGGGACCUAAUAUAUCACUCACCUUCCAUAAACUGUUCUCUUUACCAGUGGAAAGAUAAAGUCCACCCCACUAAGUGGAGGGACCUUGGUUUGGACCUGUGAGGCCAACAAGGCCUCAGGAGAAGCAGGCCGCCCACCCAGAUACUUUGGCAACAAUGGGCAUCACAUCCCAAGUGAUUCUGUAAAGUAUGGCCUACCUGAGCUGGUGGUUUUAACAUCUGGCAGCCGUCCAUCAUGUUCUCCAGAAUACUGUUUGCUCAUCCCGAGACUACCUACUGCAUUGCACUGGGUGGGACAUGUGACCACGGCCAUUUGCAAUGAAUGCAGUUAUCCUUGCGCUUCAAGACUUCUUCAGAGCCCAAAGUUAGCCUUGUGUUGUAUUCCGACACAUUUCCAGAGGUGGUGACGGGGCAGCUUCUCCUGCUCCUCAGACAAGAGCCAUGUGUAAUACUGUGACCUCUGAGAAUUUCCAGCUGCUGGUAUAGCUAACAUAAUCACAGUCUUUGUAUCUUUGUUAUUGAUCUACUUGUUGUGUUGAAAACGUCAUGUUUUAAUGGUUAUAUCAUUGGUGGGGGUUCAUUAUUUUUCAUUAGAAAUAAGAAUGUCAAGUUUUUACAGGUUAUUAAACAGAGAAAAAGGAAAAAGAAACACUAAGGCCUGGAGUAAGGGCUUUUCACUAGAAACUAAAGGAAGGGGGCGGGCAGCAGUGUGACUUCACACAGCCACACUGGUGUUGAGGGACUGCUCAAACCCAACCCCCCCCCCCCCCCCACUUGGCUCCCAGACUACUUGCUGUAAGGAAAGCCACCUCACCACUAUGCUUUUAUAAACUGUGUAAAGGUACUUUUCUAUUGUCAUUUUUAAUAAAAUAAUAAAGUUUAUUCCAGCUAUUACAUGAUCGUCUGGGAACUUAUUCACAGCAUCAACCAAUCAAGCCCGACAAUGCAGAGAUUUCCAUUUCCAGGCAGAGGCAGAACUAGGCAUGAUUCAGAGUGGGAGUCAGGUAACUAUAGCCCACCCACCUGUGUACCUUUAACUCGGCUCAGUUACUAAGAUUCUGCCAGGCAUAGUCACAUGUGCCUUAAAUCCCAAGAGGCACACUCAGAUCUUCUCAGGUUCAAGCCAGCCUGGGCUGCACAGUGAGUUCCAG